Myripristis murdjan (pinecone soldierfish) is the source of this 2627-nucleotide messenger RNA. It is a transcript of the gene donson, whose product is annotated as DNA replication fork stabilization factor DONSON. The coding region runs from base 114 to 1991 and encodes 625 amino acids. NCBI's taxonomy places the organism in Eukaryota, Metazoa, Chordata, Actinopteri, Holocentriformes, Holocentridae. Gene Ontology annotation, cellular component: nucleus. Gene Ontology annotation, biological process: nuclear DNA replication. The transcript has 12 exons. The record is from RefSeq and is a predicted model, not a curated record.
GCCAAAUUUGUAAAGUGCGGAAGGCUCGAAAACAAAACAACAGCAAAACCGUCCGGCUUCGAUAUAUUUCUCGCUGAAUUUCCGAUUUAUACAUUCAAAAGUCGCUCUGCAAAAUGUCCGAACAAGCAGGUUAUUCGCCGAGCUUCAAGCGACCGGCUGAAAUUAUGCGUAUGAGGCGGAAAAGAGCCCGAAGCGAGGCCGGUCUCGUCGCUAGCCCGAGCGGCCAGGGAUCCGCUGCUAACCCGGGACAGAGUGGCUCAUCCCCGGCCUGCGUACGGCCGUUCUCCCCGGGCCCGCUGUUCACCCAGACCCGCUCCGGAGGUGGAGUAAAACGCAGGAACCCCUUCGCAAAUAUCGAAAAUACCUACAACAGCCCGAAAAAGAGACUCGUCAUCUACAGCGACGACGACCAUGCCGACGUUUCGGAUGCAGCCAAGCCGAAGAAGUGGACAGAAACGGAGGGAGAGAGCGACGCGUCGACGGGGAAGGUGCACCAGUCCUCUCUGCCUUUUAGUGAGAGGUUGAUCGAAGCGGAGAAACAAGAAAAGCAACAGGUUUCGAGCAAGAAGUGUCUAACUUUCUCUGAAGAUGACUCUUUGUUUGAUGAAGAUGUAAAGGAAGAGGAGAAAAGUCCACUGCUGAAGAGUCCCCAGGCUAGCGCUCCUGCCUCCAUAGCGCCCCCUGUCUGCAGGGAGUAUCCAGCAGACUGGAGCCUGAAGACGCGCCUCCUCUUCACCUCCCCGCUGCCCCUGUCCUGGGCGGAACAGCCCAAAGCCCAGGAGGAGGCGCUGGGGCUCAGCCAGCACUGCAGAGGUCACUACAGCACCCUGCCACACAGUGUGCCGGAUCCCAGGUCUUGCUCAGAGCUGCGUUGUGCCUUCCAGCAGAGUCUGGUCUACUGGCAGCAUCCCUCCCUGCCCUGGAUGUCUCUGUUCCCCAGGAUCAAUGCAGAGAGGAACUUCGCUGGGAAGAGCACCCCCUGGGCACAAGAUCCUGCACUGCAGCAGAGUCUCAUGAGCGAAUGGUCGGUCAGUCUGUCGUCUCUGUACAGCCUCCUGAAGGCCAGACUGUGCCCGUACUUCUACCUCUGCUCCUAUCAGUUUACCGUCCUGUUCCGGGCUUCAGGUCUCGGUGGAUCCGGCAGCAUCACCGCCCUGCUUUCUCCCACAACCAGAGGGCUCAGAGAGGCCAUGAAGGCCGAAGGAAUCGAGUUCAGUCUGCCCCUAGUGGAGGAGAGGAGGAAGAGCAGGGAGCAGCAGAGCCCAGCAGUUCAGAGACAGGACGAGGAUGGAGACGAGUACUCUGUGCUGAAAGAUGGUGAUGAAUGUCAAGGCGACAAUGAGAGGGAGGAGGAUGAUUAUGGCGAUGAUGAAGAUGGCAGCCUCUCCUGGCUAAAGGAAAUGGGAGUUGAGGACAAAAUCAAGAAACCAGACAGCCUGUCUAUACAACUCCGUAAGGAGCGCCACUCGGUGUCUCUGGACCACAAGCCGGAGUCCGUGGUGUGUGUGGAGGGAACACACACCUUCACCCUCAUCAACUUCCUCAUCAACUGCAAGAGCCUGGUGGCCGGGGCGGGGUCGCAGGCCGGGCUGCCGCCAACACUGCUGGCACCAACCUCCUUCAAAGGAGCCACCAUGCACACACUGAAGGCCCGCAGUGUGAAUGCGAAGACCCAGGUGGGCUCUUCCUACCAGGACAUCAGCAGUCUGGAGAUCACAGGCCCUGUCCUCCCCUCCUCCCUCCACGCCAUCACCACCCUCCUGCGGCCCGCGCAGAAAGGAGGCUUCUCGGCCGCCCUGUACACACACGCCCCCACUGCCGUCAUGAACACACACACCACCAAGCAGCCAAGUGUCGGUGGGUCAGGCGACCUGUCUGGCUGUGGUCUUCAUCCUGCCACCGUCCAGCAGCUCCAGCAGCCGUCCAGCCUGGGGAAGACGGCCCUGAGACAAAUAACCAUGACCAACUACAACUACACCUGGAAGAACUGAGCCUGUGUGUGUGUGUGUGUGUGUGUGUGUGUGUGUGUGUGUGUGUGUGUGUGUGUGUGUGUGUGUGUGUGUGUGUGUGUGUGUGUGUGUGUGUGUGUGUGUGUGUGCGUGUGUGUGUGUGUUACCCCUCUGAAGACUGCCCUUGGCCACUUCCAUGCCGGGAAAGAUGAUCCUGACAAAAACAUGAAUACCGGCUUUUAGAAGUUCAACCAGAGCUUGAAGUGUGUUCCUUGUUAAAUGCCUUUUUAAAAUGUCUUUAAUUGUAAUUGUAAUUGCACUGCACUGUUUUUAAUCUUCCUUGUAUGCUGUGACAAUAUAAUACUUGACUGGUUUGACUUUUUUGACAUGGUUAAUAGGGUAGUUUUAGAUAUUAUAAGGGAAGAUCUAAAUUUUAAAAUGAUUUUUCAAUUAUUAUAUUAUCAUUUUAAUUUUUACAUUGUAUUUUGACAUAAUCGCUUUUUUGCCUGAGAUUUUGUUAUGUUCGACACUGCAGCAAAAUGAAAUGAACAGUGGACUGUUGUGUUGUGUUGGUUCCGCCACUGCCUUUUUCAUUAAUUAAAGGGUUAAUAUUACACCCUUACUCCGGUUUAGUAUUUUCAUUUUCGUCAGCUAUUAAAAUACAUUUGCAUGUUUGCA